Messenger RNA from Aureobasidium subglaciale EXF-2481, 841 nucleotides. RefSeq lists its product as uncharacterized. The record is from RefSeq and is a predicted model, not a curated record. Bases 48 to 830 code for a protein of 260 amino acids. The transcript is spliced from 3 exons. NCBI's taxonomy places the organism in Eukaryota, Fungi, Ascomycota, Dothideomycetes, Dothideales, Saccotheciaceae.
CUGUACACCUACUCUUCUUCUUUCAACUCCUCGAUCACUUUGAUGUAAUGGCUCCCACACUCUUCCCUGGCGUUGCUCUAAUCACUGGUGCCUCUUCUGGUAUAGGAAAAGCCACAGCAACUUCUUUUGCCCAAGAAGGUUGCCCCCAAAUAGUCCUCGCCGACAUCUCCACCACCUCCUUGCAAGAAACCCACUCCUCCCUCUCAGCACUCUACCCCACCACAACCUUUCUCGCCAUUCAAACCGACAUCUCCUCUCCCUCCUCUGUCCGCGACCUCUUUCGCAAAACCCUCCAACAGUUCCACCGUGUCGAUUACGCGGUGAACUGUGCAGGUGUGCUGGGCACGGCGAAGAAAAGCCAUGAAAUGACACUGGAGGAAUUCGAUCACGUGGUCAAUGUAGAUUAUAGAGGUUCUUGGUUGUGUUCGAGGGAGGAGUUGAAGUGUAUGGUGGGACAGGAACCACUCGAGACUCAUGACGGGAGACAAGGGAAUAGAGGUGUUAUUGUUAAUGUGGCUAGUCAGUUGGGUAUUGUGGCUAGACCUCAGGCUCCUGCAUACUGUUCAGCCAAAGCGGCAAUCAUUGGCUUGACAAAAUCAGAUGCUUUGGACUAUUCUGCUCAUAACAUCAGGGUCAAUUGCAUUUGUCCUGGUGUUAUUGAAACUCCUCUCAUCAACGACGAGGUCAGGAAAGCAAUCUCUAUCGCUCCCAUGAACAGAGCUGGCACACCGCAAGAGAUAGCCGACUGUAUCCUCUUCCUCUGCUCACCUAAAGCUUCCUUUGUUCAGGGCGCUGCUCUAGUGGCUGACGGAGGAUAUACUAUAAACUAAGGAACACCAAC